CCACGAUUCAACCACAUGAAUGACAUGCAACGCGUCGCCGUUGGACUCGACCCCACGGAAAAAAGGAGGCGCCACGAGUAUCAAGCAUGGGCGGCGCGACAGAACGUCGAGGGCUGCGUGAUGCACGACACCAAGGGAUCAUGGAACUCGGCCAACAACUCCGAAUGGACCUGCGGUCGCCUCGACCAGGUACCCCCAGAGCUGACGCAGGAAUACGCCCAUUUUCAAACCCUUCCGUACCCUGGUAUCUCGACCACCAAGGACGAGCUGCUGUGUUCUUUGAACGCACAAAGUACUUCCACCCCGCAACGAUCGCCUUUGCCGUCUUCAUUGUCCCCGGCCGACCAAGUGCUCCAAAUCUUCCUCGUCCACGCUCUGCAGAACCCGUGGGGACGCGGGUGGCGCAUCAAUUGGCAGCAAUUCAAAGGGUUGACGAAAUAUGCCAUGCUGCCGUCGUCGUCGGGUGGUUCGUCUCUUGCUUGGGACACUCAAAAGAUGCUGGCAUUCAAGGGUCAUGCCACGUGUUCAUUGGGUCUCACGUAUCCCGAGUGUUUGCUUGCGCUGGCCCAUCUCUUCACGACGACAGCGUCUGGGACCGAAUCCACCCUCGACCUUCCAUCGCUGCACUCGAUCGUCCUGGAAGCCACGGCCUCGUCGACCUCUUCGCUUCGCAACACCUUUCAACGGCUUGAAUUCUUGGACUCGUUCGCAACAACCAGCGCGACGACGACGUUGGUACCGUUUUCCAAGUCACUGCAUGCGCUCAUGGCUGCAUUCCGAGCCCCUGGCGCGCCUCCGAAUCGACUCUCGUUCGCCGAGUUUCGCGCGUUCGUCGCUGCCGUGCGGCUGAAAACCACAACGCAUGUCACCAGUCAGCAACUGGCGGCUAUCUUUGUCCACGAAUUUCGCGCCGACAUGGUGCACGACGCAGGCGAGCGAAUCAAGCCCUUUCACCACGUGCACGUCCCGAUCCAUCGUCUCAUGCGUGGUCUCGUUCACGUUGGGAUGUGUGGAGUCCCACGUUUCCUCGGCCUCGCGCCGCAUGUCGAUGCUGCUCUGCACGACCACGUGGUCCAACACCAUGCUCUCGGCCACGAAUACGCAGCCACGUGCACCAAGAUUGUCCUUCAAGCAAUCACCCAAGCACUGCAGCCCGUCGACAUUGACGUGAUCUGCUGCAGACUACCAGCAUCUUCGGCGCAUUCGUUCCGUCAAGCUGCUGCUUCGUUGCAUCGGACGUUCGUUACGCUGUUCCAAGCCGACGGCGGGAUCGAUUACGUGGCACGUUGUCGUGAGCUCGUCACCACCACAACACCCCUCCGUCGACGGCAGCAGCCACCACCGAGCAUGCCACCACCGUCGCCGUUUGGGGCUUCGACACCCGAUCUCGACGUCCAUCCCAUCGUGCCCCACCAGCCUCGGGCGCCGCAGCAUCCGCUGGAUGGGGCGGACGAUCUCCUCGAUGCAAUCGUUGUCGAAGUCACAGACAUGCACGGCCAAGUCGACAUUGAGUUUAUCGCAACGCAAUGGGCAGCCGCCGUCGACACGUACGAGCGCUUUGUGGCCACCGAAAUCUCGUCGGGCGACGACCACCGUCCAUUUCUGCUGCGGUAUGCCACCACAUUGACUGCAUUUGCCCAGCAAUUGUGGGUCCAUCGCGACGCCGCCGACAUAUUGGAGCUGGCAGUCGAAGCUGUGCGCAUCGGCAGCGUCACGUUUCACGCGUACUGGGCGAGUUUGUGCAUUGCAACGCACGACCACAAACGUGCGUCGGUACGCGACUUGACGAUCUUGACGUGCGUGCUACAGUGGGCGCGCUGCCUCCACCUCCACGGAGACUUUGCAUCGCACCAAACCCGCCACGCACCGGACACGCGCCUCGACUUUUCUCCAGGCCUAUCGUCGCCCACUACUCCGGUCGGUCAUGCAUCGACGACGCACACGAUUGAAUUGUGGAGUAUCGACCCGACUGCGUCGGCCGCCGAGUUUUACAACGCCGCGUGGCGGCGAUACGUCAUCGCGAUCGCGAUUCAUCCGACCGACGCAAACGUCGUCAACUGCGUCGUCGCGCAGGUGCAGUUGGCUUUGCACUUGCCAUCAGGAUGUGCGGCGGCCAAGGACGUAUUCCAUGACGCUCUCGACCGCCUGGCGUCGCUGGAGAUUGCCACGGACGACUCGCGCGCGCUGGAACGCCACAUCCGCGCGGUCCUGUUUGUGCGGCACGAAUUUUUGGGCCCGUCGACACCAUUCAAGAUCACGCCAUUCUAUGCGUACGUUGUCGCGGUCGUGUUUACACGAGUUUCAACGACACGGCGCGGCCUCUCGCCGUCCGAUUUGAAUCGCGUGAAUGCGCAAUGCGCACUGCCGCCGGUCGCGCAGUCCACGAUCGAGUGGCUCCAAGCUACGUUCGAGUGCACGGCCGAAGGACACCUCACCCAAGCAGGGCUCGCCCAGUACUUGAUCCACUUGGCGACCACAGAUCCGACCGAGUUCGACGUGGCGUUCCGGGCCUUGACCCGCGACCUCGACGACGCCCUACCACGCGCCCCUUCGCAGUGCUUUAGCGCGAUCCGACAGCACCAAGUACGACCGCCGCCCGCCGCCGUUCGACAACCCCGUCCGACGACAACUUUUCACCGCCGCCGGCCAUUGUCCCGGUUUCCACCGCUGGACCACUCGACCGACGCGAUCGCCGACUGCUUUGUCGUGCUUAGCGGCGUCGUCUUGCCCAUGACGCAGUCGCAACUCGACGCGUCGACCGCCGCCACCGACGUCCGCGUCGUCGUCCAAGUUACAGACACACUGUACCACCCGACCGUGACGUCGUUUUGCGUGCCAGACGCGAUCGCGACGUUUUUGUAUCCAGCGCCGACGACCGUCCUGACGGCCGCGCCGCCGCCGCGGUGGUUCGACACUGUCCUCACCGACAUCAACGGCACUCCAGUGUACGCGUCGACCUUGCAAUUUGCGCAUCCAACGGCGGCAUGUGCACUCCACAGCCUCGUUGUGGCCGACCUCCGUGGCGGCGACGCGACGGUAGCCCCAUCGUGGCUAGACACCGGCACGACGUACUUUGUUCCCAAGUGCCUGUGCUUUCUAUCGCGCCGCCCGGCCUACAAGACGUUGCAUCACGCGCUCCGCCAAGUGUACCGUUCGCAGCACCUCGAGUCGAAAGUGAUCGCCGCGUUUCUUCAAGUCCCGAUGCCCACGUCCAGCGCGGCCAAAACCGUGUGCACGAUCCACAGCCACACGUUUUUGGUGCACCAUCCGCAACCGUUUUCGCCCCACGACGUCGACUUUGCGCUUGUGUUUCAACGGCUCAGUCUCGACCACAUUGUCGAGGUACGAUGUCGAGAUGGAGCUCGCACCCACGCGGCGCAGGUGCUAGCGCUCGUCGUGUGCGAAAAGAAGGUGGCUGUCGCGGCCACAUGCGUCGCCAUGCUGACGCCGGUCCUCGAGACCCUGCGCGCGCUCGUCCAUCCAUAUUUUGUGAGCCAGGUCGUUUACAUCCCAGUCGUCCCCGAGCACUUGAGUGACUUUCUCUGCUCCCCCGUGCCGUUCGUCGUCGGGGUGUCUGCCCACCAGCUCCAGCAGGCCCAGCGCGACACCCUGGACGACGUGAUCUUUGUCAACCUCGACACCAACACGAUCUCGGCGCCCCCCCAAUGCCCCCUUCCUCGCGUCCCCGACCGCCCCAAGAAAAAGCUUGUCAAGGCGCUCGGUGCGCUCUGCGAACGUGCGGCAAUCGCCGUUCGGGAUGAAACGCGCCACGUCGACGACACCGAUCGACUGUAUGGACUCGUCGAGGAUUGCCCAGUGGCCACCGAUGACGUGGCAUGGCGGCACGAGCAGUGCGACGUGGCAGCGCACAUGGACGAUGUGUGGUCGGGACUGCAGGAGCUCGUGACCGGCUUCUUUCGGUCGCUUGUGCGCGACUGCAAAAAGUACUGCCGCGCGAGCCCGGCGCACCAAAUCCAGUUUGACUCCAAGGGGUAUCUGCGGGACUUUGGCUCGACGCGCGAGUUUUGCUCCCACUUUUUUGAGACCCAGCAGUUCCAGCAGUACAUCGCACGGGAAAUGGAGCCGGGCCAUGCACCGCCGAUCCAUCGACAGCUCAUCCAUCAACGGGCCGGCGACGCCAUGGGCAGAAUUGCCCGGCAACCCACGACGGGCACGUCGCGCUCGCGGCAGCCCCGCGACGCCAUUCAUUUUGUGGUGGCAAACAUCACCGACUAAUGGAGUGUUCUUUCGCACGUGUUUCC
Molecule: messenger RNA, 4262 nt
Organism: Aphanomyces invadans
Lineage: Eukaryota; Oomycota; Saprolegniomycetes; Saprolegniales; Verrucalvaceae
Exons: 9
Coding region: 16-4236 (1406 amino acids)
Biological process (GO): regulation of Rab protein signal transduction
Cellular component (GO): cytoplasmic vesicle
Source: RefSeq, a predicted model, not a curated record